This is a messenger RNA of Rhopilema esculentum, 2986 nucleotides long. Its product is annotated as arylsulfatase B. The record is from RefSeq and is a predicted model, not a curated record. Gene Ontology annotation, molecular function: sulfuric ester hydrolase activity. Lineage: Eukaryota; Metazoa; Cnidaria; Scyphozoa; Rhizostomeae; Rhizostomatidae.
CGAAAUAGAUCUUGAACACAGCGGCAUAAUCACAAUUAGUCUAAUUAGUCUAAUGUCAACACCCCCAACCCUCCCCCUCCAUGAAAUAAUUUAAUAUUAUAACUAUCUGACAGGAAUUGAUUAGGCUUCACCAAAGCUUCUAAGAUUUUCUAAAACAAGAAACAACUCCUAACCUGGCCUAAUGCUUAAAGCAAUAAUUAAUCAAUUGGUUCUGAAAGUCUUAAGAGAGUUUCUUAACAUCGUUAAUCUUUUUUGUAAAAGAUACCUAGUUUUAAGAAAUUUUCGUAAAAAAGGUUCAUUUCUUAGUCUUUCAUUAAAUUUCGGGAUAUGUACUGUAUUAUUUUUUAGAUUCACGUUAUCAACCGCAGUAUAUCACAUAACUAGUACUGCGAAUAACACAUUAACGGGAUUUAAAAAGAAUGGGUUUCUUAGCAAAAUAAAUUUUCAGUCCUCGUGUAUAAGGUUUUUAUGGAGAUGCAGCAGUGCCACUCCUACCUGCUUGCAGGUGGAAAAUAUUUCAGCUUCGUUUUACACGCUUCGCGGAACACACAAUCACAACACUUUUUGCAGUACACAGAAUUCUGGCCUAAGAUCUGAUUUUCAUCUUUUAAGCUUGAAAUGUGUAUGGUAAACGAAGAAAGAGAUUUUAUUUGGCUUUCAAUCGAGCUGUAUCUGUAAGUGAAAGAAAGUCUUAUUUGAGUAUGUAGUCAGCAUGAUUUCUGUCCGCUAAAAAAGCUUAUAGCCAGACCAGGUUACGUAAAAAGCCAAAGCUUGAUCACGUUUUCUGUAAAAUCAGAACAGAGUUACCACGUUGGUCAGAAUUAAUUGCCUUGUCAUGCUUAUGUGUUAUCGGCUGUUGCUUUUACUACUUCUCAACUGUGUCAAGGCAAACGACUCUCCACUUCAUAUCGUUGUAGCUAUCGCAGAUGAUCUUGGCUGGUCAGAUGUUAGUUUUCAGAAUGUAUCGGCAAUAAACACACCUCAUAUUGAUCAACUAGCAAAUAGAGGGAUAAUAUUGACGAAUCAUUAUGUUCAGCCACUUUGCUCGCCAUCUAGAGCAAGCCUGCUUACUGGGAAAUAUCCGAUACAUUUAGGUGCUGGUUUGAAUGAAAACGUAUUUUCGCCCGAUGGAGAUAAAGGCCUGCCUUUGACAGAAACUCUGCUACCUGAGAAGUUGAAAGAACUUAGAUACAAAACGGCUCUGUUCGGAAAAUGGCAUUUAGGUUCCUCUAAGUUGGGCUAUGUACCAACAAGGCGGGGGUUUGAUCGGUUUUACGGAUUCUACUCGGGAGCGAUCGAUUAUUAUCUCCAUAACCAAACUGCCCAUCGAUGCUUAAAGCUUAAAAAAGAAGCAAGCUUCUUAGAUUUCAGGGACCAAGAGAAGGUUGUUAGAGACAGGCAAGGGGAGUAUAGUGCAAAAGUUUUUGAUGAAGAAGCCGUCAAAUUUAUAAAGGGUCACAACAACAGCCAACCGUUAUUUUUGGUUAUGUCUUAUCAGAACGUUCACGAUCCAUUGCAAGUCCCUGAGCAGUACUCGUCCAUGUAUAGGCAUAUUGGAGACAAGGAUAGGAGGAUAUAUGCAGGAAUGGCAUCUUACUUAGAUAAUUCGAUGCGUUUGUUGACAGAUGCACUCGUAAAUAACGGCUUUUGGAAUAACACCCUUUUACUUUUUCUGUCAGACAAUGGAGGGAACCCUACCUCUGCCGGAUACAAUUGGCCACUGAGAGGGGCUAAAGGUACAUUGUGGGAAGGGGGAAUUAAAUCUGUGUCAUUUCUUAGUGGCGGUUUUCUGAAAAGAACAGGAUUUAAGUCGGAUUCGCUGGUCCAUGUUUCAGAUUGGUUUCCAACCCUUUUAAAUUUAGCUAGAAAGCACAGUUCAAGAGUUCUUAGGUCUAACAAACCAGGAAAAGUCUCAAAAAAUAAUAAAACUGUAAAAAGAAGGGAGGGUUCCGACCUCGAUGGAAUUGAUAUAUGGAAGGCUGUUUCUGAAUUUGGUUCUAAAUCCAAAAGAAAGCAUAUUGUCCAUAAUAUAAACAGCAAGAGUUAUGCGGUACGAAAAGGGAAUUGGAAAUUGAUCUCAGAACUUGACAUGGGUUGGUUGCAGCCACCCGAAAUUGCAAAUGGGACAGCUCACAAUAUGACUGACAGACCUCUGGAUCCUAAAGAAUUUACUGGUCAUUUAUUAGAUGCCAGGCUCCCACGCAUUCAGAAUGGCCUAUUUGAUAUAUCACGUGAUAUAAGUGAGCAGCACGAUCUGAGUGCGGAGCGGCCAGAGAUUGUUGCAGAGUUGUUUGAAAUUGUGAAAAAGUACAAUGAAACAAUAGUUGCUCACGCUGUCAACUAUAAAUGCAAUGACGAUGCUAUCGAGAAAGCAAAAAAAGGGAACGCAUGGGGACCAUUCUCCAGAAGAACAUCUUCAAUAUCCAGUCUUUUAUAGCAAUAAUAAUAUUGAUCACAAUAAUUGCCAAAUCCUUGCUCUCGUGUUUGUUUUUAUGAAAUCAAUAUGGUAUUCUGCAAGGGUUGAAAAUAUUUUAUCAAGUGCUGCUGUUUGUAAUCAUAUGCCAAUGUCGAUAGCUGCCUGUUUUUAACCGACUAAUAAAUAACUUAUUCUUCAGACUGUAGCUUAAUAAGUUACCUUACAAAUAUGGGAAAUAAGUAUGCUCUUAACAAAAAAGAAUACACCAAUUCGACUUACGGCCUCAUUUUGAAAAAUUCUUCAAAUUCUUUUGUAGAAAAUUUUGACCGCAGAUUCAGAUUGAGAGCAAUACUUGGAAAUUUUCAUUCUGGUAUUGCUCACGAUAUUGAUUUUAUGACGACAUAAAGAUGAAAAUUUUAUAAGGGAUUUGACCGUGAUUGGCAACUAGGGGGGUAAAGUUUCCCCCCGAAACGAUUUUUGCGGUCAAAUCCCUUACAAGUUUUUAAACUUCAUUUCUCCGUAAAAUCUAAAAUACAAGCACAAACAAUAUGAAAAAUUGUAUCCGGCCUA